CGUUAAGCUAGCAGCUGGAGAAGCUUGUCCCCAAAAUAUUUAAAAAACGAUGUCAACAUCAGAAGAAAACACAGAGGUCACUGUUCCGUGCGUGCUCGUCACCAGCUGUGACAGUGGGUUUAAAGAAGAGGAGCUGAUCAAACAGAUCCUCAGUACGAAGACUUUGCCCGAGCCAACUAAGAGAGAGGAGUCAGUAAGCUGGUAUCCGUGGAUCAUCAACAACAAGUAUUAUACAGCAGAUGUCAGACUAUGUGUCGUACCAAGCACCUUUCAAAUGUCAUCAGAGAUUGCCCAGUCCAUGCAGGCGUUCAUCGCUUAUUUUGACAGCACAGUGAAGGAUGGUCUGGAUAAGCUCCAUCCGUGGAUAUCAGUGGUGGAAGAUCUCGCUCCGGAGGUGCUCAUUCUGGUGUGUGACAGAGUCUGUGAAACAGGGGUCACCAGGCAUGAAGCACAGCAGUGGUGUUUGGCUCAUGCCUUUGAACUGGUAGAGCUCAAUCCACAGGAGUUGCCAGAUGAGGAUGAUGACUUUCCAGAAUCCACAGGAGUAAAGAGAAUCGUCCAGGCUCUCAAUGCCAACGUGUGGUCCAGUGUGGAGAUGAAAGAUGGACACAAUCAGGGCUUUGGUCUGAUGAGUAGUUUGGUGGCAUCCAGACACAACAAUCCUCACCCAAACAACUGCCAAGAUCCUCCAUCUUCCAGCUUGCCAGUAGAGGGCUCACUUGUUAGUGAGGAGGCAAACCACACAGAAAGUAGUCCAAACACAGGCACACAGGGAGACACAGUAGUAGAUGCAAUGACUGAUUUGGACAUUCAGGAACUUGCAAAUCUCACAGCUGGAGAUGCAGAUGUGGAUAACUUUGAACGCCUCUUUACGAAAUUAAAAGAGAUGAAAGACAAAGCUUCGUCAUUACCUCAUGAGCAGAGGAAGGUUCAUGCAGAGAAGGUAGCAAAAGCGUUUUGGAUGGCCAUUGGUGGCGAUGACGACGAGAUAGACGGGUUAUCAUCGGGUGAGGAAAGUUAAAAGUGGCUACACGUGACUCCUUUCUCCUGAUCCUCCUGUCCUCUCCUCGGGCUCCCACAAGAUCCAGCGCCCUUUGACCUGAUUCUUGCACCUGGAAUGUGGAGAUGUUUACAGAUGGCACUGUAGGCAUAGUCAUGUUUAGAAAAUUAUGAUUCCUAAAAUGAAUGAAUACUUGUGUGUGUGUGUGUGUGUGUGUAGUGAGAAACAGUUGUUUCUCUUGUAUAGGGAGAGAAGAGAGCCAAUGGAUGGCCCUGAUCCUCAGUCUUUUCCCCGGGUCCCUCACUAUACUUUAAGCCCUGAGUGAACCUCAACACAUGACUGUGUUGCAGGGGGAAAAAAACAACAUUUAAAAAAUCAUGUGGACUUGUGAUUUAUGUAUAUGUCUAUUAGGUACAGUUGUCACAUAUAUUUGCAAGUGACAUAAUGUGCCUUAUCCUUAGAAGAGUUGUAAGACACUUAAUGCACAUUCUGUUGAAUCAACAUAAAGACUUGUGAUUUUAAAUUUUCUGCCCUUUAGUGAGUGUGGCGUAUUUAUUGUGAAUACAAGACUGCUGUUGCACUACAUAAAAACAUACAGCUCAUCUCGUUCUUAUUAAGAAAAAUGUGCAGAGCAGAAAUGUGGGAACAACUGUAUGCUUCGAUGGAGUAUCUCUCCAAUAAAUUAAAUGUUCAGUUCAGACACAGUGCUGUAUUG
This is a messenger RNA of Larimichthys crocea (large yellow croaker), 1715 nucleotides long. RefSeq names its product alpha and gamma adaptin binding protein (gene aagab). The record is from RefSeq and is a predicted model, not a curated record. NCBI's taxonomy places the organism in Eukaryota, Metazoa, Chordata, Actinopteri, Sciaenidae. The transcript is spliced from 10 exons. The coding region runs from base 50 to 1021 and encodes 323 amino acids.